This is a messenger RNA of Strongylocentrotus purpuratus (purple sea urchin), 1247 nucleotides long. RefSeq lists its product as uncharacterized. NCBI's taxonomy places the organism in Eukaryota, Metazoa, Echinodermata, Echinoidea, Camarodonta, Strongylocentrotidae. The transcript is spliced from 2 exons. Gene Ontology annotation, cellular component: cytosol. The record is from RefSeq and is a predicted model, not a curated record. Bases 18 to 386 code for a protein of 122 amino acids.
GAAGGUACACGGAGAUAAUGUUCAAAGAGUGGUACAUCAAGCACCCAAAAGGGAUUGCCAUGGGAGACGCCGCUGCCUCCUACUCUAAAUUCGAGCUGGGCGUGGCUACAAAGGAGGAACCGUUUUACCUGCUGAUUGCCAUGUUGCCGUGUGAGAAGCUGUGGGGGUGGCUUGCUCAGGAGAUCAAAUCAGGCAUAAAUGACACCAACGUGUACAGUUUCUGGAUACAAGAUAACCUGCCGGGAAGCCAUACACUCGCGAAUUACAUCGACGAGAAUGCCGAGAAUUUUAAAGUGGAUCUAAAGAAGGCCAUGAAGAUCUACAAAGAUGGUAUGCAGUGCGAGGUGGAUUUUUUCACUUCGGGAACAAUCGAGGAGGUAAACUGAAUGGUCUGAACGUUCCAACGUUCCAACUGUGAUGUUGCAACACUCUUAAUUAAUUAAUGCAAAAUUACACAUGAUCGAAACCUACUUGGUGAACGUUAGGCUCCGUCAUUUUUUUGCAAUUCUAUUAAGCGCAAUUGAUACUGGAAUACUCUUUUUUAUAAUGUUUUUUUAGCUCGUGGCAAUUCUAGCAGUUUAUGGCAAUUUUUUGGAAAAUCGCGUUUUAUUCGUAGAAUUUAGUUUUAAGUGGAAUGUUAUCUCUAACAUAUGAUCAUUAAGUAUGUGCGUAUUAAACCUAUGUACAAAAUAAAACCUGGAGGCGUAUUGGUGCGAAUAAAAAAUUAUUAUGUUGAUUGUACACGGUAAAUGGUCUUGGUCAAAAUGCUAAAAAAAUAGAAAGAAAAAAUAGCAACAUGUCACCACCAGCUGACAAUUUGGAGUUUGUGAUUUGUUUUUCCAAAAAUAGUGAUGAUCAGAUAACUGGGUUCGAAUUUUGGAAAUUAUUGCCUCGUCUCUCCAGGCCGUUUAAUCAAACGACUGUUGGAUCAAACGGCACAAUCAAACCUCCCACUACAACCCCCAUUCCGGUGUUGCACAUGUGUUUAUUUAAACCGUUCACGUGGCGACUGCAACCGCACUUUUGACUGGCCACUCCCGAAUCCAUAAGAGCUUGACGAACUGACCAAUCACGGCCUCGACAGUGGUUUGAAAGAGAUCGGUCCAUGCGCGUGAAACGAUUCGACCUGCUUGGAAUGCCACUCCCACAUCUUCUCGCACACAUGUGAACCUCUGUAGCUGCAUUUUGAGGAAUGUUUCCCAAUUUCGGCUUUCAAAAUUUAAAUGCCACAGUAACGAGAAAUGAGG